Messenger RNA from Tetrahymena thermophila SB210, 477 nucleotides. RefSeq lists its product as hypothetical. The transcript has 4 exons. The record is from RefSeq and is a predicted model, not a curated record. NCBI's taxonomy places the organism in Eukaryota, Ciliophora, Oligohymenophorea, Hymenostomatida, Tetrahymenidae.
AUGUCUAGCCUAAAGAUUCUUGUUCCUCUAGUCCUUUUAGCAGUCAGCGUCAAUUGCAUGACUAAGCAAUUAUAGCUCACAUAAAAUGAAAAAAAUAUUAUUUUGGAAGCAGCCCAAUCCGCCGAACCACUCUAAAAAGAUGAAUUAAAAAGUCUAUUUAUCGAUGUAAUAAUUAGAACCAUGUAAAACUAUAACUGGUAAUCUGAUACCUUCCCUUAAAUGUUUUCUGAAGAAAUAGUAGCUUCACUUUUAGGAGAUUAAAAAGAAUCAAUUUCAGCUAAAGAUUUGGAAACUUUUGUCGAAGAAGGCUAGUUCUCAAAAAUUUAUUAGAAUUAUUUUAAAAGGGUUGUUUCUUUCUUGGCUAAAUCAUUAGAACAAGACUAAGCCGAUUUAGAAGAAAAUUUUGAAAUCUACAGUUUAAGCUUUGACACUUACUACAUUUUGAACUAUUCUAUCCCUAAAGCUAAUAUUGUUUGA